Colletotrichum truncatum is the source of this 1284-nucleotide messenger RNA. RefSeq names its product cellulose-binding family II. Gene Ontology annotation, cellular component: extracellular region. The record is from RefSeq and is a predicted model, not a curated record. Gene Ontology annotation, biological process: carbohydrate metabolic process. Gene Ontology annotation, molecular function: cellulose binding. Lineage: Eukaryota; Fungi; Ascomycota; Sordariomycetes; Glomerellales; Glomerellaceae.
AUGCCUUCCUUCACCUCCGCAAGCAUUCUCGCCCUCGCGGCCUCCUCGGCCCUCGCCCUGACCCCGACGUCCGCCAAGUCUGAUCUUGACGGAUCCGUCUGGAAGGCCCUCGAGAACGCCCACCCGGUGCGCAACAUCGGCCCUCAACUGCGCAACCGCCCUACCAAGCGCCAGUCCGGCUGGAACCCGCCCUCCGACCUCGUUGCCCCCCUCAAGGAGGUCUGGCAGCACUAUGAGAAGACGUACGACGGCAGCGUCUUCAACAACAAGAACUGGGGCUGGGACCAGGUCAUGGCCAACAACGGCUCCCUCAACAUCUGCGUCCGCUGGGACUCCACCGCCACCGUGACCGCCGCCCAGCGCACCAAGAUCGCCUCGGCCUACAAGGCGCAGUACCAGAAGUGGUUCAAGUGGCUCUACGGCUUCGACGGGUUCCCGUACUCCAACGUCGACGUCAACAUCGUCGCCUGGGCCACCAAGGACGCCUCCCUCCUCCAGGGCUCCACCGACGGCCUCGACGUCUACACCACCUACAAGGACGGCGACGGCGUCCCCGCCUGCGCCACCGAGUGCGAGCGCGCCGCCCACCUCGACGGCAACUUCAGCGGCUGCAAGAGCGGCCGCCACUUUGACCACUCCCUCUGGCUCACCGACGGCCUUCAGGGCGGUUUCGGCUACGACUGGGGCCAGCAGAUUGGCCGCGAGUACAUGAUUAACAACCUCGACUCUGAGAACAUUCACAUUCUCCUGCACGAGAUGGGACACACUUUUGGUCUUGAUGAUUACGUAGACUGGACCCCCACCGGCGAGUCCAAGUUCAUCAUGCUUGCCGGCGCCUCCAUGGAAAUCACCGACUUUGACGGCUGGAUGUACCGCAACUGGUGGUACGAGCUCUCCAAGAACCGCAAGUGGACCAAGGCUUCCGUCUCCGGCGGUUCCGCCGCCCCCGCCGCCUCUGCCUCCGCCUCCGCCACCGCCGCGCCCUCCAUCAAGGACGAGGAGGCCGAGGAGCCCGUCGCUACGCCCACCGCUGCCCCUGUCGCUACCUCCGCCCCCGCUGUCGAGGAACCCGUUGCCACUCCUCCCGCCGUCGAGGAGCCCGUCGCUUCCGUCCCUGCUGUCGAGGAGUCCGGGGCUACUCCCCCGGCCUCCGGUAACGCUGGCUCCGGUGCCACCGCCGGCAGGUGGGCCCAGUGCGGCGGAAACGGUUACACCGGUCCCACCGCCUGCGCGUCCGGCUCUACCUGCACCAAGCAGAACGAGUGGUACUCUCAGUGCCUGUAA